Molecule: messenger RNA, 804 nt
Organism: Danio aesculapii
Lineage: Eukaryota; Metazoa; Chordata; Actinopteri; Cypriniformes; Danionidae
Gene: fkbp1aa
Product: FKBP prolyl isomerase 1Aa
Exons: 5
Coding region: 86-412 (108 amino acids)
Molecular function (GO): peptidyl-prolyl cis-trans isomerase activity
Source: RefSeq, a predicted model, not a curated record
GUUUCUGCCCUCCUCAAUCACAAUUACUGAUUUACUGAAGCGCAUUUUCCGUGCAGAAGCUUCAGGAGUCAAACAAGCAGCCAGGAUGGGAGUCGAGGUUGAAACCAUUACUCCUGGAGACGGAAGUACUUUCCCUAAAAAAGGACAGACUUGCGUCGUGCAUUAUGUGGGCUCCUUGACAGAUGGACGCAAAUUCGACUCUUCCCGGGAUCGGGGAAAGCCUUUCAAGUUUAAAAUCGGCAAACAGGAAGUGAUCCGCGGCUGGGAUGAGGGAGUAGCCCAGAUGAGUGUCGGACAGCGCGCCAAGCUGACUUGCACUCCGGACUUUGCUUACGGGAGCAAGGGCCAUCCGGGCGUCAUUCCUCCCAAUGCAACCCUCAUAUUCGACGUGGAGCUGAUUGGCUUGGAAUAAAGCCUCCACCAAUGGACUCAGGUUAUUCCCUAUUCAUUCUUUCAGGGUCGACCUUUUUAAGGAGCAUUGCACCAUGCAUGUGAUCCUCAAAAGGGGCUAGUGUUAAUAGCGAUACCACUUAGCUUAGCUCUGUUUUGCAUUUGUAUAUUUUGUUGGCUUUUUUUUUUUCUUUUCUGCUUGACAUAAUCACUGGUUAUACUCUCAAUCAUUGGAUUUCUCUAGAAGACGCACGUUUCUUUUGUUUUUGUUUUCCUUCUCUCUUUUAUAUUUGAUUUCUGUGUUGUAAACGCGAUCACAGCGACAGGGUUUUGGCUGAGCUGGUAAUAAGUACUCUGGUGGGGAAAUCUGGUUAAGUAUAAAACUACUUGAAAAUAAAUUGUUUAUAAAAAGUU